This is a messenger RNA of Salvia miltiorrhiza (redroot sage), 2581 nucleotides long. Its product is annotated as MLO-like protein 11. Gene Ontology annotation, cellular component: membrane. The transcript has 15 exons. Lineage: Eukaryota; Viridiplantae; Streptophyta; Magnoliopsida; Lamiales; Lamiaceae. The coding region runs from base 730 to 2415 and encodes 561 amino acids. The record is from RefSeq and is a predicted model, not a curated record. Gene Ontology annotation, biological process: defense response.
ACUCCCGACAUUGCAUAUUGCAUGAAUAUCCCGAGAGACACACAUUGAUCAACUGGAUUCUAUAUGAGAGAGAGAGAGAGAGAGAGGAAGGAGCUCACUUCUUUCUUAAUGGCCGAAAGCAACAAUUGUUGAACCUUAAAUAAACUUUUACAACUCCAGCGCCAGCCACCAGCCAGCCCACAACACUCACCUAUCACCCUUGAUUCACUCUGAUUUAACUAUUCCAACACCUUUUUCUGUCAGAAAAUAAAAAUUGUUUUCACAGAGGAAAAAGAUAAAUUGAAAAGAACUUCUUUCUUGUCUCAUCUCCCCGGAUCAAUUUCUGCGGGAGAGCCCAUUUCAUCUUCAAAAUCUCUUCUUGGUCACAAAAAAAUAAAAUCUUGUUUUGUUUCCCGUGUUGAAAAGGAGUGCUAUCUCAGUCAAAUGUUUAUUUUCUAUUUCCCAAUUCACCGUCUUUCGCGGCAGAGAUUAAAGAAUUAGAGCAACAACCUUGCAUUUUCUUGAUUUCGACCCCUCUUUUAUUCAUGGAAUCUAGACCCAAACCAAUGGCUGCAUUCACACUAGGCGUUUUUUCUGCAGUGUAGUGCGUGUUUGAACAUAGUUCUGAGGCAAAGUUUUGAUAUUUUCUUUUUCUUUUUUCUGUGUUUUUGAUAGAAUAUGUUUUAUUGAGGUGUAAUAGAGGGCUAAGUUUGGGGGGAGCUGUGGAUUUAGAGGUUUCAGUUUACCGUAAUGUCUGAAUCCGAAGCCUCAGAAAACGAGAAGGAUCUGAGGUCUUUGGCUCUGACUCCGACAUGGUCUGUGGCUACUGUUUUGACCGUAUUUGUUGCCGUUUCACUGCUCGUGGAGCGAUCGAUUCACCGCUUGGGAAUUUGGUUAAAGAAAACUGAUCGGAAACCUUUGCUUGCUGCUGUUGAGAAAAUGAAGGAAGAGUUGAUGCUUCUUGGGUUCAUAUCCCUUCUCCUUACAGCAACUUCAAGCAUUAUAUCGAACAUUUGCAUACCUUCGAAGUUCUAUGACAGUGCAUUUGCCCCAUGCACUAGGAAAGACGUCGAUGAGGAAACUGAAGAUAAUCAUUUACAGGAGCGUGGACUUUUGACGGCCUUCUUUGAUCAUCGCGUACACAGGCGAGUGUUGAUGGGUCUAAAUCAGAAUACUUGCUCAGAGAAUUAUGAACCGUUUGUGUCAUAUGAAGGACUUGAGCAGCUCCAUAGGUUCAUUUUUGUUAUGGCUAUUACACAUAUAUCUUACAGCUGCUUGACGAUGUUGCUGGCAAUUGUAAAGAUUCACAGUUGGAGAGCAUGGGAGGAUGAGGCUCACUUGGACAGGCAUAAUUCAUUGAGUGAAAAAACCAGAGCAAUGACAAUGCAAAGACAAUCAACUUUUGUGAGAGUCCAUACAUCAACUCCUAUGCAGAGGAACAACUUUCUUGUUUGGGUGACGUGCUUCUUCCGCCAGUUUGGGCGUUCAGUUGUUCGUGCCGAUUACCUCACCCUUCGACAAGGAUUUAUCACGAACCACAACCUCACAUCAACAUAUGAUUUCCACAGCUAUAUGAUUCGUUCUAUGGAAGAGGAAUUUCAAAGGAUAGUUGGUGUCAGCGCUCCACUCUGGGGAUUCGUUGUAGCUUUUAUGCUGUUCAAUGUAAAAGGAUCCAAUCUCUACUUCUGGAUUGCACUUAUUCCUGUCACUCUUGUUCUACUUGUUGGCACAAAGCUGCAACAUAUCAUAGCAACCUUGGCAUUAGAGAGUGCGGGAAUUACUGGGAGUUUUAAUGGACCUAAGUUUAGACCCCGAGAUGAACUGUUUUGGUUCAAGAAGCCAGAACUGUUGCUGUCCCUGAUUCAUUUUAUCCUGUUCCAGAAUGCAUUUGAGCUUGCUUCAUUCUUCUGGUUCUGGUGGCAGUUUGGCUACAAUUCUUGCUUCAUAAGGAACCACUUACUAGUCUACUUACGACUAAUUGUUGGGUUUGCAGGGCAAUUCUUGUGCAGCUACAGCACCCUUCCACUCUAUGCAUUAGUUACUCAGAUGGGAACGAACUACAAGGCUGCCCUGAUUCCACACAAUAUACGAGAGACGAUCCAUGGAUGGGGAAAGGCAGCUCGGAGGAGGAGAAAACUGGGCAUCUUCACAGACGAUUCAACCAUUCACACAGAUACUAGCACAGUCAUGUCAGUCGAGGAAGAUGAUCAUCAGUUAAUAGACAGUCCACGGUUCGGCUCUCAGUCAGCUGCAGAAAUCGAGCUGCAACAAACCACGGUUGCCAUCAGCGAUCAAUCCCCACCAUCUGCUAACGAGACUUCAACUCGGGUUGGUACUCCUCUCCUUCGCUCCUCUGCUUCCGUUUCUGUUUCUUCCCCGGCUUCCUUCAGAAUUCUGCAAGAAAUGACACAGAGAUCUUCCUCCAUGCCGCGGUAGAGGAAGUCAGCAACGCAAACGAAAAUUAUAGUUAGUUUGUUGUUAAUACUUCUACAGGCAGUAGUUGUAACAUACUUUGGUAGAUGAAAACAGAUGUGAAGAAGAGAAUGUUGUUGUAUCACAAAUCUUCAAAUCUUAUAGAUUGAAUGAGAAUAGCUUAAAUGUA